This is a messenger RNA of Ambispora gerdemannii, 144 nucleotides long. The record is from the annotation of a GenBank genome assembly. Lineage: Eukaryota; Fungi; Glomeromycota; Glomeromycetes; Archaeosporales; Ambisporaceae.
AAAUACUGAUGACGAAAGCAUAGAUUUAGAAGAAAUAGAUAAUAGUCAUGAAAGUCCUGUUAUUAGUGCUAGCUCUGCAAUUGCUAGCUUGAAAACCGUACAUACAUUUCUUCUUCAACAGGACAACGCGGAGGAAUAUAUAAA